CUCUGUUUGUUUUUUUAAAAAAAAAUAUUUUUUUUAAAAGAGAAUAAUAAUAAUAAAAAUAGGACAGAAGAAAUAAAUAACCAAAUAAUCAAUCUGCUUUCUUUGAAACUUCUCCCCCAAUAUUGCUCCCAAUUCUCGGCUCCUAUAUAAUCCCCAAUCCUUCUCACUGCCCCCAAACACGAUCCCUUCUUCUCGCUUCCGUCUGUCUCCUUCUUCGACAUGGCCGCCUGCGUCGAGAACUGUCGGACCAAGUCGACCUUCCUCUGCUGGACGACCGCCGCCGCCGCCGCCGCCGCCGGCGACUCCUCCUGCAAAUUCUCCGUCUGCUCUCCGCGAAGGAGCUGUACAACUCCCAUCGAUCAAUACAGCGACGGUGCUGCUGCCGGCGACGACGACGAAGUGUGGGCUGAGCUGCGGGACGAAGCGCGGUCGGACGUGGAGGACGAGCCGAUCUUGCGGCAGUACUACUCCGACCUCAUCCUCUCCCACCGCUGCCUGGAGUCGGCGCUGGCCGCGCACCUGGCGGGCAAGCUGUGCGUGCCGGGCGUGGUGGCCAGCGGCACGCUGUACGACCUGCUGUUCUCCGCGCUCGCGGCCGACCUGCGGGCGGCGCGCGACCGCGACCCGGCGUGCGCGAAGAUGGUGCACUGCUUCCUGUACUACAAGGGGUUCCUGGCGCUGCAGGCGCACCGGGCGGCGCACCGGCUGUGGGGGGAGGGGCGGAGGGCGGCGGCGCUGCUGCUGCAGGGGCGCGCGUCGGAGGCGUUCGCGGUGGACAUCCACCCCGGGGCGGCGGUCGGGGAAGGGGUGCUGCUCGACCACGCCACCGGGGUGGUGAUCGGGGAGACGGCGGUGGUGGGGAGCGACGUGUCGAUACUGCAUGGGGUCACGCUCGGGGGCACCGGGAAAGAGAGCGGCGACCGGCACCCGAAGAUCGGGGACGGGGUGCUGAUCGGCGCGGGUACGCACAUCCUGGGCAAUAUAAGGAUCGGGGACGGGGCGAAGAUCGGGGCCGGGUCGGUGGUGCUGAAGGAGGUGCCGGCGCGGACGACGGCGGUGGGGAACCCGGCCAGGCUGGUCGGAGGGAAGGAGAGCCCGGUCCUGUCGGAGGGGUUGGCGGGCUUGACCAUGGACCAAACCUCAUGGUCUCGUGAUUUGUUGUAAACUGAUCAAUUAAAAAUGUAUCUGUUCUAUCAGUUAUACAUCUAUACGUUCCUUCCCAAUGCGGAGUGUGGGCAAGUAGGCCUAAGAGGUUUGGGAGUUCAGUGAGUCAUUGAGCUCCUCUGUUCCACUUUCACAAUAAAACGUGUAAUAUUGGUGUACCAAGAACCAGAUUAAUAGAAUUUAAGCAUUCAGUAGUUAACCAGAAUUGAUAGUA
This is a messenger RNA of Ananas comosus (pineapple), 1378 nucleotides long. RefSeq names its product probable serine acetyltransferase 4. Gene Ontology annotation, cellular component: cytoplasm; cytosol. NCBI's taxonomy places the organism in Eukaryota, Viridiplantae, Streptophyta, Magnoliopsida, Poales, Bromeliaceae. The record is from RefSeq and is a predicted model, not a curated record. Gene Ontology annotation, molecular function: L-serine O-acetyltransferase activity.